This is a messenger RNA of Liolophura sinensis, 1656 nucleotides long. Its product is annotated as medium-chain fatty-acid--CoA ligase-like. Lineage: Eukaryota; Metazoa; Mollusca; Polyplacophora; Chitonida; Chitonidae. The transcript has a single exon. Bases 1 to 1656 code for a protein of 551 amino acids. The record is from RefSeq and is a predicted model, not a curated record.
AUGGAGAAACAUGGAUAUGGCGACCUCAAGAUGAGCUACAUCCAGAUGCCCUCGGCAGUGUUCGACUUACCUCGCACAAUUCCGGACAGAAUACGAGAGCUGGCGAAGGCCAACCCAGACAAAAUGGCGUUUGUCUUCAGACAAGCCGGACAACCCAGGGAUACCUUGACAAGGAAACAAGUGGCAGACAAGUCCGACUGGUUGGCCCGACAUUUUGUCAGACAUGGCAUCAGAGCAGGUGACAAAGUAGCCAUACUUGUGGACACACCGACAAACUGGACCAUAACUUAUUUCGGUAUAAACAUGACCGGUGGCACUGUUAUCAACUCGCCAUCCUUCGAUGAGAAAGAAUUUACAAAGAUCGCCAAAGGGAUAGGAUGCGUGGCAACUGUAACAGAAUUGAAGCAAUCUAAAGGAGACCUUUGCAAGGCUCAUCAUCGUAGCGUCAUCCUGACAACAUUUCAGGACCAUAAAGAUAAGAUAACGACCUUUGACCUCUUCGGUUUGACAGAGGACAACCAGGUUCCAGAUGUUGACCUUCCCGAAGUACACGCCGACGACGAAGCGAUGAUGGUGUUGACCUCUGGUAGUAGUGGAAUGCCUAAGCUCGUUGUGCACACCCAUGCCUCAAUCCUAGCGGGAGCGUAUUCAGUGGGAGAUUUUUGUGAGUUCGAAGAGGACACAAUCAUUGCUAACGACAGACCGAUGUCUUGGAUGGGCGGCCAACCAAUUAUGUACCUUGGUAUCGGGUUGACUACAGUCUACAUCAAGGCGAAAGUCAACUCAGAGUCAGACGAUGAGUUCUUCGUGAACGUUUUAUCUUCUGAACGCCCAGAUGCUGCUUUACUGAUGGAAUAUAGACUAAACAGCUUACAGAGAAGACCUGAUCUGUUAAACAGGAUGCCGUUUCUCUCCACCUCGCUAGCCGCAGGACAAAGGGUGAGUGCGAAGUUUGUAGACAGUUUGCUACGAGUUUCUGAUUCCGUCGUCUCCGCCUACGGCUCUUCUGAAUGUUUGCAUUUCAUCAGUUUGAAGGUAGCAACAGCGCUGGGCUUUGAACUCGGUACAGCUGGGUACCCCUGCUCUGGCUGCGAAGUUAGAGUGGUGGAUGAAAAAGGUGAAGUCGUCUGUGUGGAAACACAGGGGGAACUUUGUUUGCGUGGACCAGCAUGUGCCAAAGCUUAUGUCUACCUUGACGGUUCCAGAGCGCCUAUUGUGGACGAAGACGGUUGGUACCAUACCGGAGAUGUAGCACUAAUGCACCAAGACGGACGAAUCGUCAUCAUAGGUAGGAAGACUGAAAUGCUUAAACGGGCUUCGGUGAAAAUUUUUCCCUCAUUCGUGGAGAGGAAGAUUCAGGAAAACUUUGAAGAGAUUGAGGAAGUUGUUGUUGUUGGUGUGGAUGACGACAUAUUGCACCAGGAGAUUUGCGCUUGUAUUACGCUCACACCAGACGCACGCAUAACCACAGAAGAUAUCAAGCGGCGUGCAGAAGACACCUUCAGACCGUCUCUUGCUCCAGAUGGUCUUGGUUACAUGCCAGGACAUUUCCUGCUCAUGGACUCUUUUCCAAAGACGACGUCCGGGAAAUGUGAUAGACUGUCACUGACCAAGAUGGCCGAAGAGAUCAUUAAGGGUAAAACUCAGAAGUCUUAA